Oncorhynchus kisutch (coho salmon) is the source of this 6302-nucleotide messenger RNA. RefSeq names its product serine/arginine repetitive matrix protein 4. The transcript has 12 exons. The record is from RefSeq and is a predicted model, not a curated record. Gene Ontology annotation, biological process: neuron maturation; regulation of RNA splicing; mRNA processing. Bases 751 to 2694 code for a protein of 647 amino acids. Gene Ontology annotation, cellular component: nucleus. Gene Ontology annotation, molecular function: mRNA binding. Lineage: Eukaryota; Metazoa; Chordata; Actinopteri; Salmoniformes; Salmonidae.
ACAACGUCACAGUCUGAGAGAGACAAAACAAGCAGCCAUCAGCUAGGCUCCUCAGUCGCUUUGAACACACACCGCUCGUACAGAACACACGCAUACAUACACACUCACACUCACUCAUGACCCUGCGCGCCCACGAACUCAGACAUACACAGUCAGCGAAACACUCGCCUCAGCUCUCAGAACUCAUCCACGUGCUGGUGUGUUGAGAAACACUCUGUCACACAUUCCGUCCGUCACUGGCUCCUUGGCUCUGACCGGAGAGAAUGCUUCUGCUGUAUCGCAUAUGACUCCAUGCCUGCUCUAACUGAAGAGUGCUACAGAACACAGAGCUGAGCGGAAGCAGCAGCUGUGACUGAGGAACAGAGGAGGAGAAAUGCUAACCCCCCUCUGAGAGAACAAAAAGCAGCCUGACGUUGUGGCAGCAGCAGAAACAGCCUUUGUCUUGUCCUGCUUGGUUCACAUGCUCCCCCCGUAGAAGAAAUCAGAAGAGAGGAGACCAGAGGAGAGGAGCCGCACUGAGCACUGACACACUGGCCUACUCUACCAGAGAGAGAAAGGGUUGGCUGUUCGAUGUGUGUUAUCCUGUUGCUCUUCCCUGUGUGGAUUCAGUACUUGGACAGCUCCAGAGCACUAGGUCCGCUCAGCAACACAGUGUGUAUUUUUGCUGGUCGUGUGUUACAGUCUAUGUGAAGUCUCACUCGUCGAGACUCCAUCUCCAGGGAAGCCCUGGACCCCCAUUCCCAGCCCUCCAUGGCUCUCUCCCUGGCUCCCUGCAGCCCUCUCUCCCUGGGGACAGCAGACAGCAUGGCCAGCCUGGAGUACCAGGGGGAGAAGCAGCUCUUUGAGAAGUUCUGGAAGGGGACGUUUAAAGCUGUGGCCACACCGAGACCAGAGAGCAUCAUCGUGGCAAGCAUCACCGCCAGUAGGAAGGUUAUCAGCACGGAGACAACAACCUGCCAGCCACUCAAAGCCGAUGAGAGAAAAGGGGAGGUCGCGGACACCAAGGUGGACACAACCACAGACAGAAAUGGAUGCAUUAGAGACAUAGGACGACACAAACAUCGGACGCGGUGUGUGUCAUUUGAUGACGAUCUCUCCCCCUGGCCCCACGCUCCCAAAGGGAAGAAAAAGAAAAGGAAAUCGGAGAGAAAGAGGAAGAGGAAAAGGUCUCCGUCCUACAGCCUGUCACCAGUGAGGAAGAAGAAGAAGAAGAAGAAGAAGAAGAGCUCUAAGAAAAGCAAACGCCACAGGUAUACCUCUAAAAAGACAAAGCACAGCUCUUCAAGCUUGAAACAUAAGAGGAAGGGUGAUCGAAAGCACAAAAAAAGCUCGCGGAGUCACACGAAGCGGAGACGACGCUACCGGAGGUCAGAGUCAGAGAGUUCCACCUGGCGCUCCUCCAGCGCCGAGAGCAGCCAUCAUCUGCACAAAUCAGUGAAUCACCCUGUGUUGGGAGGCCUAGCAGCCCAGAGGGAGGACCCUAGUACAGCGCACCUGGACCACAGAGCGUUUGAGUGGGGGUCCGCCGCCAAGUCAGUCUGUAAAACGACUCCAAUCUUUCGCUCCGUCCUUUCUACUGGCACCGUCUUGCAGUCAAAACCUGGCAGUGAGGUUUUAAACACGACAGUAGUUCACCAUCACACUCUGACCAAUCAGAGCAAAGGACCACAGGAUUACGAUUCCGGGAAUGACACGUCUUCACCACCGUCGACCAAAACCAGCAUUUCACGGACAAACGUCAUCGGUGACAAAAAGGUCUUGUGUCAAGCGCCGGCUUCCCCAGAGAAGCUGAAGUUUACAGAUGGUGAUAACGCAUCCGACUCUGGGAACUCUGUGACCAGCUAUGCUUCCCUGUGUAAACCUCUGCAUGUGGAAGGUGGUUUGUCUACUCCCAUUUUCAAUGGGAACGGCAAGAGUGAGCCGGUAACAACCUCAGUAUGUGGGGCCAAGGUGGGGAGACCUCAGAAGACAGUCACUUCUCUCUCUCCUUUGAGGAUGGUGGCCUCUUCACGUAAGCGGACUAGAACCAACUCGUCGAGCAGCAGAAGUAGAUCCUCAGGGAGCUCAAGACACUCCGGACGCUACUCUCGAAGCCGAUCACUGUCAUCUGCCAGGUCGUACUCCCGUUCACCAAGCUACUUGGCUGGUUUGAGAAGGAAAGGUAGUGAGGGCAGUGGAAGGUCCAGAGGAAGCUACUCCAGAUACAGUAAAGAGAGGAUUCGAGAGAAGAAGAGGGACCCCAGCUCCUGUGAGAAGGAUGUGAAGCACAGCAGUCAGAAGCGAAGCGGGAAGAGGCAUAGACGCAGGUCCUACUCUCCAAUGAGGAAAAGGAGGAGAGAUUCACCCAGUCACCUGGAAGCCAGGAGGAUAACUAGUGCCAGGAAGAGGCCCAUCCCCUACUUCCGGCCCAGUCCUUCAUCCAGCAGUCGCUCUACCAGUGUAUCCUCUUGGAGCAGCCUCUUCACACGGAGUCGCAGCCCUAGGUCCAGUCCUGGCCUCUGCCUCAGUAGUUCAAGGAGUAGGAGUAGGAGCAGGAGCCGAGGAAGAAGUAGGAGUAGGAGCUACUUCUCCUACCGGAGCUACAGUCGCAGCUCCUCUUGGAACUCCAUCUUUGGUCGCCGGAACCGCAGUCAGAGCCGGAGUCGCAGCUAUGACUCGUUGGACGGUUACAGCAAGGGCAAGAACCGGCACUGAGGUUUUUUUUAACAGACUGAGGAGGUUACAGAGGAGACUGCAUUAUCAUUUCUCAAUCUCCCAGCGGAAGUAUGAGGUAAUGUUUUCAUCUCUUUGCGUCUUUUUUGUGUUAGAUGCCUGAGCCAGACCCUUCAAGUAAGUGUUUUUUUUUUGUGUCGUUAUUUGUUCAACGAUGUCUUGAAUAGAGGCAGUUGUCUCGUCCAUGAUGUAUUGAAGACAGAAACCACUGGAAAUAGAUUUUUUUUUUUUUGAGUCAGCUGUGUCCUCGUCAUGCAUUAUUAUCAUUCAAAAUGGCCAGAGACUGUUUUUCCUUGUGACACUCUUCCUCUGACGUCUGUGUCUGAAACAAAGGAUGGAGGAGCAUUGUUCAAUUUAACCCUCUGAUAAACUCUUAUUUUAUAACAACUCUUAAGUUUCUGACCAUUUCAGAUCUGGGAUGUGCACUACAAAGUUGCUUUGGGGACAGAGGGAGGGUGAGAGGGAGGGUUUUUCAGGAACAUAGGAAAAGGUGUCCAUCUCUGAUCUCAGCUCUUAACAAUGUGGAGCAAAAACAUGCCUCUGAGAAAUGAUGAGAAGGGGGAGGAAGAGGAGGAGGCGGAAGUCCCGAUGCCAAACAAACUGCCUAUCAGCUCAGAUGUAUUUAUCCUCUAAUCAAGUGGAAAACAAUUUAAAUUGAAUUCCUUAUAAGAUGAAUGAUCAAACUACUGCACAGAAGGGCUGAAAAAGUGGGUUUUCAUAAAAAUGUCUGUCUUCAUAACAGCUCCUCUAGUGAAGCUCAACUAUGUGAGUUUACAAUUAUUUUUUUUUACACUUUUAGUAGCUAGGUUGUCAUAUUUAUUUAUCUAGGUAGUUAUUUAUUAAUUCAUAUAUUUAUUUAUUUAUUCAAAUGAUCUGUGUUCUAUUUAUUUUAUUAUUUUGAAUGAAACUUGAAUAAGAGUGCAAUGAGAGUGUUCAAUGGUUUUACUUCUCAGCAUAUGUUUGACAGAGAGGAGAUUCACUAUUGGAUAAAUCUGUUAUUUUGUUAUUCAGAUUUUUUUGUGUAACGGUCCCAAAUAGCACUGUUCAAUAAUGUGUUUGCUAUUUCAGAAGCAGAAUCAAACACAUACUUCACCUGUCUUGUUUGCAUAGUUCGCCCACCAAAGGUCAAGUUUUGAAACACACGUUUUUGUGUCAUGCAUAUUCAUAACGUGUUUACAGUAAUGUUCAUGCUUUUGUGUUGCCUCUCAGCAAUGGUCUAUGUUUCUAUGCAAUGCCAUUAUAUUGCUGGGUUUAUACAAUUAUGAGUAGGUUGCGAUUAAAUAAAUAAAAAAGUUCCCAUUCAAACUCUACAGUGGACAGUCUGACUCUAGCCCAUGUGCCAGUCUGUUUGUGCUGUCAUGCCAACUCACUGUCAUCCAUUGACAGUAACAGAGUUGGCAAGCGAACAAGCAGAUCUGCAACAAGGCUAGUCUGACUUUGCACAAUAGACAAUGUAAUAGCAUAUCGAUACAAACAAUGUUACUUUGCUUCACUCCAUCUCAACUAUUCAUUCCUCCGUUCUCUUUUGGGGAGAAUGCUAUUUCUUCAGAGGCUAUGCUAUAAAUAGCCACAUCAACAGAGAUGACAGAAGAAGCAAAUAGGAAAGUACUAAAAGCCUGUGUGGCAGACUUUUAGCCUCAAUGGAUACUCCCAUAUACUCUUUCAAGGAGAUCUAUGUGAGUAGAUUAAGCAAAAAAAAAUAUGAAAACAUUAGCAUUUAGAAUAACUGUCUUGGCCCUUAUGUUUAAUUUCUCCAUUAGGUCCAAUCUAUCACCCUGUCUAUCUACGUUCAGAAUCUGCUCCAGGCAUGAGGGUCUGCUCUCUAUGCAUUGUACAUAUAACAGUCUGAAGUUAUUUAUCUGAAUGUUCAGUAACUUGUCCAAAGGUUUGGAGAGCCUGGAAGGAAGAUGAUGACACAAGAGUUUGACAACACAUUUUACAUAUGCUACUGAUGACAUGCUUUUGCGGUAGUGCUGAGUGAUUAACCGAAAUGUAGGUUUAUUUUCAUUUUUUAAAUAACUAAUUGAUCAAUGUCAGUUCAAUUAUUUUAAUUCCUUUUAUUUCCAUUUUUUUUCUGUGCGCUCAAAUCGCGGUUUGUGCUGUUUCUCUAGAGAUUUCUCUCUGGGAGAUGUUGUCCAACUAUAGAGAAUGAUAGAGGCCUCUAGUGGCCAAAAUGAGUGCCAAAAGGCUCUAUUAGCAUGGGCAGCACCAUUGAGGGCUUCCAACAUUUUAAUGUAGUCAACUGGGUGGGACUUCCAAAUUGAUUGGCUGAUCCCUCCUGGUGGCCCAGUUGGAGUCAUGUCCAACCGAGUCAUCAGGAGGGUUCAGCCAAUCGUGAAUAAGAAAAUUGACUACUUCAAAAUAGAGAUUGCCUCAAUGGGGCUGCCCAUGCUGUCACAAAGACUAUAAUACCAUAGAUACAAAGAUGAGUCCUCUAUCGCAAUGUGUCAAACUCAUAGUUAAGACCAGAAUCCAUUGCGCCUACAGCUGCCUGUUAUCAUUGGUUCUUGCCGGGCAAGACUGUGGGGCCGGCAGACCGACCCAGCGAGAAAGAGCAGAGUGAUAGCGAGACAAGAGAGGGAUAGAGACAUCAUCAUACAAUCUUAUAAAAAGGGGUUCCAAAAUGGCUGUUUGGUUGUCCCCAUAUGAGAACCCUUUUUGGUUCCAGGUGGAACCCUUUUUGGUUCCAGGUGGAACCCUCUGUGCAAAGGGUUCUACAUGGAACCCAAAAGAGUUCUACCUGGAACCAAAAAGGGUUCCUCAAAGGGUUCUCCUAUGAGGACAGCCAAAUAACCCUUUAAGGUUCUAGAUAGCACCUUUUUUUCUAAAAGUGUACUAAAAACAAAUAUGUAAUUUACACAAGCAAAAUAUUUUAUUUAAGUAAAGUAAUGUGAAUAAAAGAUGGCUAGAGCCCAAUAAAGGAUAGUAAUGGGCAGUCACUACCAUCAAUUGUUUUAUUCUGUGUUACAGCAUUGAACCCACAUAAUGCAUUUAUUGUACAAAAACAAAAACAUGAUUAUUUUUCAAAAACUGAACUGACCUAAAAAAACAACAACACUAUUUGCUGAGCACUAUUUUGAGGUGAACCACUCUCCCUUUUGGCCCUGAUAUACCAUUCCAUGAUGUACAGUAUGUACACUGUACAAAUGAAUAUGAAUUAUUACUGUGGUGUAAAUAUGCAUCUGCGCUGUAUAGAUUCAUUAUAUGAGGGAUGUGGCAUAAUUCAUUCAGAAUUUGUGGAAUAGUCAAUCAAAUGAUCAAUGCAAAAUUAUGCACUGGUACGGUAUGGUUUCUCUCCUACUGUAAAUACUUUGCCUCAUUGUUGUCAACUCAUCUGUAAGCUCUCUGAUUUUAGUGUUAAAUAAUGUACAUUCAUUCUUUAAUUUUCCAUGUGAAAGAACAAUAUUGCAAGACUGAGAGACAGGAUGCGUUUUCCCGCUGGUGUCAGUGUGAGCUUGACUUGUAAUGUGUCAGCUGAAAUUGUAAUUGUCCUUCCUUUGAAUCCUUAAAUAAACCCUUAUGCCUCCCCUUCCUCUAUCUUGUAAGUCUGUAAAAUCCAUGUAAAAUCCUAAAUAAAAUGGUAUUUCAUU